CUUAAUCGUACGUGCCGACUUCUCGGUGAAAUCGUUUAAGUCUCGUAACUCAAGUUUUUUUCUCACACGUUCGGAGGAUCUUUUACCCUCUCACCCACGAUAUUGACAGCCUAUAACGAUGACGUUGGGUCUGACCAACCUUACUCAAGUGCUGAUCCUUUUAUUCACUCUAUUGGUCAGAGGAGGAGAAGGUGCAACAGUAGAUGUUACAUUGGUAAACUAUCAAGAUCCAACUAGUUGUUCUCAGGAUGAUGACAGUUGCUUUGUAUCCUUUGAACUGACUAUUCGAGGUCUCACAACUAUGGUAAAAUACGUGGAAAAGGAAACUGAUAAGUUCAAGCUGGAGCCAGGAGGCAAUUUGGACUUCAAACUGGGAAAUGAUGCAUUGAGCAGCGGGGUUUCUAACCCUAUCGGAUUUGACCCUUAUAAACUGGAUGACGUUUAUUUGUACUUGCGGGCGCGUGACAACAGCAACAACAUUCUCUUUGAAUAUAAUAUGAAGCUAUAUGUGACGAACACAACUGCUAACAUGGAAUACAGUCGGAAACAGACGGAGAAGAACGGUCAGGAGUCAGUCCUCACUACCAAAUACAAGGUUUCUUGCGGAGGCAACCAAGGAGGUACAGGCUGCACUGGUUGCAAGAAGAACUACUACGGUACGAACUGCGGGAAGCAAUGUCAAUCGUACGACAAUUUCACAUGCAACACCAACGGAGACAAGAUCUGUAAACUGAACUACUUCAACUCGAACUGUAACGCUUAUUGUGUCCCCGCAUCUCAAUAUACUUGCAACUCGACAACCGGAGAGAAAGUUUGCGAAGGACACUGGACAGGUUCAGAAUGUGAAACUUGUGCAGCUGACUAUUUUGGCCCUAACUGUGACACUUUCUGUCAAGCCAGCUCAGCUAUGAACUGUAGUGAUACUGGGGAGAAGGAGUGUUUGGGACACUUUACAGGACAGAACUGUUCUCUUUGUGAGACAGGGUGGUAUGGGAGUGGAUGUGAUCUUUAUUGUGAUCGUAACAGUACAUUGUGGACUUGUGAUGACCAUGGAAACAAGAUCUGCAACGGAAAAAGAACUGGAGCAAACUGCACGGAGUGCAUUCAAGACUGGUACGGUUUGGAUUGUUCCGUAAAUUGCACGGCAGUUCCUAAUCAAUACACCUGCAACUCAACAACCGGGGAAAAAGUUUGUGAAGGACACUGGACAGGUUCAGAAUGUGAAACUUGUGCAGCUGACUAUUUUGGCCCUAACUGUGACACUUUCUGUCAAGCCAGCUCAGCUAUGAACUGUAGUGAUACUGGGGAGAAGGAAUGUUUGGGACACUUUACAGGACAGAACUGUUCUCUUUGUGAGACAGGGUGGUAUGGGAGUGGAUGUGAUCUUUAUUGUGAUCUCAACAGUACAUUGUGGACUUGUGAUGAACAUGGAAGUCACAUCUGCAUCGGCAACAAGAAAGGGACAGACUGUACGGAUUGUAAGGAAGGUUGGUUCGGAGAGGAUUGUUCAGUAGAAUGUACAGACACAGAGAAAUACAAAUGUACAGACCAAGGCGACAAAACUUGCACUUCUAACUGGAACGGUCCUAACUGUGAUAGAUGUAAGGAAAUGUAUUUCGGACUGAACUGCACGUGCAAAAGAGAGCCAGGAAGAGCGGAGUGUGAUAACGAGGGGGUGUUGCAUUGUCUGGGACACUGGACUGGUCAACUCUGUGAUAUCUGCAUUCCCGGAUACUCUGGACCUCAGUGCUCUCAACCAGACAAAAAUCCUUUCAAUAGGAUUAAGGUGCUGGGGAAAGUGGUAUACUUUUUCCUGGUCGCACUGGUUAGCGUUCUAUUGGCAGUCAUAUGUACCUUCACCAUCACCGUUUUGAGAAAACCAACAAAAAAAUCACUCGCCAGAAUCAGAACAGGAAUCCGGAAAAAUAAGAUUUUCGAUCAAGGUAUUGAUGAUGAUAAUAAGCCGAUAAUGAAAAACAAGGGUAAAAUGGUGUUUAUCGAGGAUAUGUGACUAAAGACUUAUUUUCACAAAAUUUAUCACAAAUUGAUUCGAAGAAUACAGGUCGAAACCGCCCUUUUCGUUUUUUCUUUUGCAUGUAUUUCCUAGUUUUUAGAAUUUUUGAAUGAUUUAUUACCAAUUUCACAGUAACAAGUUUUCCGCCAAAAAGGUA
Bolinopsis microptera is the source of this 2171-nucleotide messenger RNA. RefSeq names its product multiple epidermal growth factor-like domains protein 10. Gene Ontology annotation, cellular component: membrane. The record is from RefSeq and is a predicted model, not a curated record. Gene Ontology annotation, molecular function: scavenger receptor activity. Bases 119 to 2011 code for a protein of 630 amino acids. Gene Ontology annotation, biological process: cell communication. The transcript is spliced from 10 exons. NCBI's taxonomy places the organism in Eukaryota, Metazoa, Ctenophora, Tentaculata, Lobata, Bolinopsidae.